AUGAUUGUGGAAGUAUUCCUUCUGGGAAAGGAUCCCAACAAAACCAAGCAGGAGAUUCGAUUUGAACGAACAGAUGACCUCAACGCGUUGAAAGCGAAGGCUGCCGCUCAAUUCAACAUUAUUGUGCCAGAUGGCAUCAGUUUCCAAAACCAAACAGGACAUCUCUUGCAUGACGUCGAGGAAGUCCUUGAUAGCUCCCAACCUGUGGGAAUACUUGUUGAUGGACACCAAGUCCGCGAACCAGCUGGGCCGGAGGGUCUCCCAUUGGCAGGCGCAUAUUACGAGGUUUUUCCCGAUCAUAUUGGCAAUCAUGCGCGCAUGUUCCAUAAGUUUGGGGGUGUCAUCAAAUAUACCACCUACGGCCGGCAAAACUACCUCACCUGCGACCCUAACGUGGCCGACGUGGCUUUUUCGGAGGGUCCCUACUUUACCAAGGCGACCUCCAACCCCAAUCAUCCGCUGUACCCUAUCAAUAAUCAGCAUGCUCUGUUUCUUUGCGACACUAAUGAGAACUGGCGCACGGCCCAUCGCUUCAUAGCCCCCUCGAUGAACCCGAAGGCCAUCCGACACUACCAUCCUCUGAUGCAGAAGGUAGUUCACUCGUCAUUUUCGGUGUUUGACGAACUUGAUGAGCGCGGUGAGGCAUGGAACACUUAUGCGUACAUGCUAAAGUUAGCUAGUGGAGCGAUAGGCGAAUUUGCCUUGGGAAUGAACCUUCAUCAUUUCGAUUCAGUGGACGCUCCGGUUCAUACCUUAGUCACGUCCAUUCAAAGAACCCUUCAGCUGAAUAAAAAAGUGGCGUCCAAAGGAGAAUGGUACUCAAAACUGCCAUUCGGUGAUCCCAAGGAAUUGGCAAGGGUAUACAAACACGUGGAGGAUCUCCUUGACAAUGCUUUCGAGCAAUGUCCGAAAGGCGGAGAUCAGGAUCUGCCUAUAAGCGAGGCUGCUUUGCAAGCAACGUGUGUUUUUGAUUACCUCAACAGAGCAAUCGAUGAAAAGGGACAAAAAAUGCCAAGGGAACUUAUAUCGCCCAAUAUGCUCCCAGUUGUCGGAGCAGGCUUUGUCACGACGGCUUGCCUAUUAUCUUGGCUGCUCUACUCCCUAUGCACCUAUGAAGGAACGCAAGACCGUCUACUGCAAGAGCUUGUUGAUUUCGGAGUCAACGAGAACACGCAUUAUGAUCCGGACCUUACGGAUAGCCUUCCAUAUCUAAAUAAGUUCAUCAAGGAGACUCAGAGGCUACACAACCCAUCAUUCCAGCCCGGCAGGAUUACCAAGGUUGACUGCAUUGUCCCUGGUGGAUAUGAGCUCCCGAAAGGGGCGGCACUGAUCAUUGCCCUUUACGCCAUACAUGCGAACCCUGACAUUUGGGACAACCCUAGCCGCUUCGACCCGGAGCGGUUCGGACGCGAUGAUUCAAAGAAACGGCACAAAUGCUCAUAUAUUCCCUUCGCAACUGGUCCGCGGUCUUGCAUCGGGUUCAACUUCGCCCUCGGAGAAGUCAAGGUGGCACUCCCGUCUUUGGUAUACAGAUACGAGUUCUCCCGCGAAGGAGAAAAUUCCGUCGAGUAUGAUCCCCAGUACCAGCUGAUUCGGCCUACAAAUUUGUAUAUCCGAGCCAAGAGAAGGACGGAGUGGCCGAAGCCGACAAAGACUUCUGCAGCCUAG
This is a messenger RNA of Penicillium canariense, 1668 nucleotides long. RefSeq names its product cytochrome P450. Bases 1 to 1668 code for a protein of 555 amino acids. The transcript is spliced from 7 exons. Lineage: Eukaryota; Fungi; Ascomycota; Eurotiomycetes; Eurotiales; Aspergillaceae. Gene Ontology annotation, molecular function: iron ion binding; heme binding; oxidoreductase activity, acting on paired donors, with incorporation or reduction of molecular oxygen. The record is from RefSeq and is a predicted model, not a curated record.